Messenger RNA from Amphiprion ocellaris (clown anemonefish), 3005 nucleotides. It is a transcript of the gene qars1, whose product is annotated as glutaminyl-tRNA synthetase 1. NCBI's taxonomy places the organism in Eukaryota, Metazoa, Chordata, Actinopteri, Pomacentridae. The transcript is spliced from 23 exons. The record is from RefSeq and is a predicted model, not a curated record. Gene Ontology annotation, biological process: translation; glutaminyl-tRNA aminoacylation. Bases 93 to 2420 code for a protein of 775 amino acids. Gene Ontology annotation, cellular component: aminoacyl-tRNA synthetase multienzyme complex; cytosol; cytoplasm. Gene Ontology annotation, molecular function: ATP binding; glutamine-tRNA ligase activity.
UCGUCCUCUGCCUCUUCCCCUAAGAGGAAAACCCGUUUGCGGUGGUGGCGUGUCUGUGUGGCUCCGAUAUAUCCGGUGAAAACGGCGCAUUAAUGGCGGAUACGUUGACACUUUUCACUUCUAUCGGGCUCAGUGAGCAGAAAGCGAAGGAAACAUUGAAAAAUGAAGCGCUGAGUUCUGCCCUGAAGAGCGCAAUUACUCAGGCCCAGAGUAUCCAUGGGGCAUCUGGAGUGGACAAAGCCAUGGGUACAUUACUGUACAGCAUGGCAUCUCGCCUUAAAGACACUAAACGCCUGACAUUUCUCUCUGAAAGCAUCGCUCUGCGCAAAAUCUGCACUGAGCUACAACUGGCAGCUGCCUUGGAGUUUGUAAAAAGUCAUCCUCAUGACCCCAUCAACCAGAAGGAGUUUGACAAAACAUGUGGCGUGGGCAUCGUCAUAACACCCGAGCAGAUUGAGGAUGCAGUAGAGUCUGUGAUCAAGAAGCACAAGGAGCAGCUGUUAAAAGAGAGGUACCGCUUCAACAUGGGACUGCUAAUGGGUGAAGCUCGCUCUGCUUUGAAAUGGGCUGAUGGAAAGGUGAUCAAAAAUGAGGUGGACAUGCAGGUUCUACAUCUCUUAGGGCCUAAAACAGAGGCUGACCUAGAGAAGAAACCUAAGCCACAGAAAGCUAAAGCCACAGAGAAUGACAUGAAGGUUAAAGAGGAAGUGGCAGUAAAUGGUGAUGUGAAUUCUGGUGAGGGAAGGUCGCUAAUGGAACAGCUUAGAGGAGAGGCACUGAAGUUCCAUAAAACAGGAGAGAACUACAAAACUGAGGGCUAUGUUGUCACGUCAAACACAAUGGAUUUGCUUAAAAAGCACCUGGAGCUCACAGGUGGACAGAUACGUACCCGUUUUCCUCCUGAGCCCAACGGUAUCCUUCACAUCGGACAUGCCAAAGCUAUCAACUUCAAUUUUGGUUAUGCAAAGGCAAACAACGGGAUUUGUUUUUUGAGAUAUGAUGACACAAAUCCCGAGAAGGAGGAGGAAAAAUACUUCACUGCCAUCAAGGACAUGGUGGAGUGGCUGGGCUACAAACCUUAUGCUGUGACACACGCCUCCGACAACUUCCAGGAACUCUAUGACCUCGCUGUGGAUCUUAUUCGAAGGGGUCAUGCGUUUGUGUGCCAUCAGAAGGGUGAAGAGCUGAAGGGCCACAAUGUUCCUCCAUCACCGUGGAGAGACAGACCAAUCGAAGAGUCACUGGUGUUGUUUGAGAGGAUGAAGAGGGGUCUGUUUUCAGAGGGAGAGGCCACACUCAGGAUGAAGAUGGUCAUGGAGGAUGGGAAGAUGGACCCUGUGGCAUACCGAAUCAAAUACACGGCACAUCAUCGGACAGGAGAUGAAUGGUGCAUCUACCCCACCUAUGACUACACCCACUGUCUGUGUGACUCCAUUGAAAACAUUACACAUUCACUGUGCACCAAAGAGUUUCAAGCCAGACGUUCAUCAUAUUACUGGCUGUGUAAUGCUCUGGAUGUCUACUGCCCUGUUCAGUGGGAAUAUGGCCGCCUGAACCUCACCUACACUGUUGUGUCCAAGAGGAAAAUCAUCAAACUGGUUGAGACUGGUGUUGUCAGAGACUGGGAUGAUCCGAGACUCUUCACUUUGACUGCACUGAGGAGAAGAGGUUUCCCACCAGAGGCAAUCAACAACUUUUGUGCUCGGGUGGGAGUCACAGUUUCCCAGACAACGACGGAGCCCCACCUCCUGGAGUCAUGUGUGAGGGAUGUGCUGAAUGACACGGCACCUCGAGCCAUGGCUGUGCUGGAACCACUCAAAAUCACAAUUACUAACCUUGCAGCGAACUCAAAGUCAGAUGUACGAGUACCAGACUUUCCUGCCAAUGAGGCCAAAGGCAGCCACACGGUUCCAUUUACACGCACCAUCUUCAUUGAACAAAGCGACUUCAGGGAGGUGAUGGAGAAAGGCUACAAGCGUCUGACCCCAGAACAGCCUGUAGGCCUGAGGCAUGCUGGGUACGUCAUUUCUGUCCAGAAGGUCAUCAAGGACGCUCAGGGUAAAGUGGUGGAACUGGAGGUGACCUGCUGCAGUUCUGAGACUGCAGAGAAACCAAAGGCCUUCAUCCACUGGGUCAGCCAGCCGUUGAUGUGUGAAGUGCGUCUCUAUGAAAGACUCUUCAUGCACAAACACCCAGAGGAUCCAUCUGAAGUUCCCAACGGCUUCCUGAGUGACAUCAACCCUAAUUCCAUGCAGGUGAUCAGCAGUGCCUUAGUGGAUAGCUCAGUCAAAGGAGCAAAAGUUUUUGACAAAUUUCAGUUUGAGAGAGUCGGCUACUUCUCUCUGGACCCCGACAGCACCGCAGACAAGCUCGUCUUCAACAGAACGGUCACCCUCAAAGAAGACCCUGGGAAGAUCUGACUGACUUGAGAUCAAGCUGCACUUCCUGCUUCCCAUGAGCCCACAGAUACAUGUCCAAAUUGUUUGCAUCUCUGACUGUGGAAUAUCAGCAAGGACACAGAAUGUUCAGGCUGAGACUGAGUCAAAUAAUAUACUGUCAUAUUUGCAGCAGUUAUCGAGCAUUAAUUUAUCUUACGGAAAUUGGAAAAUUUAGUUGUAUUUAUUGGCCGUUCUUCGUGGUUUCUUUAUAAGAGAAUUUCAGUAAACAGUCACUGCAGUAUCACUUUGACUUAUCUCAAAAUGCUUGUCCAGUCAGUGUUCAGAAUCAUCUUGAUCAUUUUAUUUUACCAUCUGCUACAGUAGUAUUCAGUUAUUACUGUUUUCUCUUCUUUGUUGAAUGUAUGCAACUUUGAUCAUUGUUCAACAAUGUAAAUUUUAUAUCGACGCUCAAGCUGGUUUUACAUGCAAGAGAUGCUCUCAAAUGCCAUAAAUAACUUUCUUAUAAUGGUGGCGAGUCACUGCCAAACCACCAUUUGUUUUUUAAGAUCAAAAAGGUGCUCAUGUGUCCUUUUGACAGGAGAGAAUAAAAAAUGCUCUUAAAAAUAA